AUGGGCCCGCCUGAUAGCAUCGGGAAUUUCUCCCCAUGGGCCCACAUGAUGGCUUCACACCCAUCAUUGGCCUACCGAUAUACACAGAGGAUGCAUGCUUUAUGGGCCUACCUGAUAAAGUCAACCGUUGCUCCUUCAUGGGCCCACCCGAUACCACACAUACAAUUGGCUGACCGAUACACACAGGCACUAUGUUCUACAUGGGCCCAGCUGACAGCAUCAGAGACUCCUCCACCACCAUUUGCCCACCAAUAUACCGAACCCAUGGGGCCAUAUGAUGUUCAUGGCCACCGGCCGACAUCUGUUGAAAUCAGGUCUCAUCUUAUCAGCAACUGGGCUAACAAUGUACCAGCUGAACCGAAGUCUACUAUACCAAGUUCCAGAUCAAACACCUAUUCUGCUUCUCACGUUGCAACCACUCCGCCCUCAUUGGUAUUAUCCACCAGUACCAAGACCAGUUCCAAGGCCAAACCUGCGUACAUCAAUCAGAAGCUGUCAAUUAGUGCACCUGAGUCUAACGAUGUCCUCAUGGUCAGCGACAAUAGUCUUGAUGACCCUGAGGCUCUUGAACAGCGUCCAGCUGUACUGCCUAGGAAGAAAGGGAAACAGUUCAAGGACUCAGUUGAAUUUCAGAAGUCCACUAUAAUUGUUCCUGCCAGUGAGAGUGACUCUGAGCCCGAGCAGAUAACAUUUUCUGCUGAGCCUGGUAGUAUCAAGCAGAAGGCUGAUGAUGUCGGGGAUUUUGUUGAUGAGACCACAUCUGAGGCCACUGAUGAUUCUGGCUUUUCGGCAGAUGGUUCACAGGAAUUCGAUGGCCUCUUGCCCAAGACAUCUACUAUUGUAUCUCAGAGCGCUACCCCUCCACCAUGCAAAAAGUUGAAGAAAGAAAGCUCUGAGGUUACCAACUACAGUGAUCUUGUGCCUCUGCCCUCAACCCAAGUUCCAGUGGGUUAUUAUAAUGAUGUUGUACCUCCUCCCAGCACCCAAGUCCCACCGGCCUCACAGAAGGCUGCUGCAAAUGAGGUCGUUAAGCCGCACAGUCAAUGUCGCAACAAUGAUCUCCCGGUACCUGCUGACUCAAAGGCCUUCUUGUCUAUGGCACUUCUCUGGGCUGGAAGUCAAGCUAAUCCAUGGGAAAUUUCCAAGUCUCUGAUGGCAGAUGCGCUGCAGGAGAUCUUUGAUGUGGUCUACCCUGAUGUCAAAUAUAAGGUGAAUUCAAAUGGCACUGUAUUCGCGGUGACACAACAGUGGCUCUCAGAGUGGAGGAGCAACAUCAGCUCGACAGCGCUUGUGAUCGUCGUUGAUUUCUGCUCUUGCAUCAAAGAUGCACCAAAUGCCCUCGUCGCCAAGCAACUCUUGAAGGAUUCUUACCUGUCCAUGUUUGUACUGCAAAUGAUCGCAUCCACUCACCUCAGUGCCAUUGUCGACCAUGCCAGUGUACCCGCAUUGUAUACCGACAAGCUCACUUUGGGCAAUGGUAUGGAUGGUGUUAUUGUGCUCUGUGUCAUUGCUCUCGAACAUACCCUCAAGUUUGUCAAAGACAGCAUCAUCAAUGUAGAUGAAGUUCUUGCAUCUAUGGCCACUGGCAAGUUUUCUGUCAAGCUCCCGGCAAAACACAACAAGGUAAUGGGCAAGAUGUCAAGCAGAUGUUACAAUUUUUCCUUCACCUAUUGGCACGACGAGAUGGAAGCAUACAUGAAGUCGAUCAGCAACAGGAAUGAGGACUCAAAACUAAUCAUCAUUUCCCAUGCACGAAGGUAUAUGACAAAGUCUGCGAGGGGAGAUGCCUCAGAUGAAGAUAUUAAGGAGACUCAGAGCAUUGACGAGCGUGCCCUCAUUUGUAAAAAUACUACCCUAUGGGCUUCGACAUAA
This is a messenger RNA of Suillus paluster, 1872 nucleotides long. RefSeq lists its product as uncharacterized. The record is from RefSeq and is a predicted model, not a curated record. NCBI's taxonomy places the organism in Eukaryota, Fungi, Basidiomycota, Agaricomycetes, Boletales, Suillaceae. The coding region runs from base 1 to 1872 and encodes 623 amino acids. The transcript is spliced from 9 exons.